Truncatella angustata is the source of this 3209-nucleotide messenger RNA. RefSeq lists its product as uncharacterized. The transcript has a single exon. Bases 191 to 3130 code for a protein of 979 amino acids. The record is from RefSeq and is a predicted model, not a curated record. Lineage: Eukaryota; Fungi; Ascomycota; Sordariomycetes; Amphisphaeriales; Sporocadaceae.
CAUCUCGAGAUACUAUUGGAAGUUCACUUUGGUCAUUUGUUCUUGGACCCGAGCAUCGAACGAUAACGACAGUGGAGAGCGAAUCCAUACUUUCGGUGACCGCGUAAGGUACUGCAAUCAUCGGCUUGCCAUCUUAAUUGCAAAGCGUCCGGAGUAGACACGCCAUGGCUGAGAUACGCCAUUCGUAACAAUGUCGACACCCGUACCCGUACCAUCCAAGGCGGCAAUUCGUGCGCUCCGAGGUCUCGCUUUGGGUACCUCCUGUGCUCUCGGCUUGGUUGUUGAAGACCGAAGACGACGCAUCAGCACCCUGCGGACCGCCAUCGACAACAAGAAAAAGCUCAGAACUUCGCGGAAGUACCAUGGAGCAGCAGAAGCCGUUAGUUACGCUGGCGACGAUGCUGUCGUCUUGUCCGGGGAUGAGCUGCAUUGGCACUACCACAAUGCCAGCUCACAAAUAUCGCAGGAACCACGCAUAACCUCACUUCGCUCCUCCGUCAUCGCAGAAACGAACCGCACAAUUCGAAAUGAGGCUGCCGGCCCUCCGGCGACACCAAUUGCCCCAGACAAGAACUCCGUCGAACCUCGAACGCGAACUUCCCGCACAUCCAGCUCUCUGCUUCCACGUGUGGCUCCAACAGCUGCCCUGCCAAAGCUUCGAGAUAGCGGCGGUUGGGCUCAGACACCAGCACUCGCUUCCAGGCCAGCGCAGCGACCGAAAAUUGCAGAACUGUUUGACCUACCAAUCGCAACCAUAAACAAAAGGCUGGACGAGCCCGGUGCCCUUGCCACCUUUACCGCUGCUUUUCUUAGCGCGGGUCAGGGAAAAGGAGCUUUCAGGAGGAAGCUGGACAAGAGCUGGCUGGAUAUAUCACAGGCGCUCUGCAUCCGCUGUCAAGAAAAGGGGUUGUUACAGGAGGCCCAAGACAUUCUUGUCGCGACCGUGCGAUCUGGAGAGGUUGAUGAAGUGCGGUACUAUGCGCAUGAACCGUUUCCCAUCAUGGAAUCAAUACUGCGGACUAUCGACAUUGAUCGAGAUUCUGCAGCAAAGCGCCUUCACCUGGUGGCGCAAUUGUUCCUGGCCAAGUUCAAUGAUAAACCCAGAUUGCAUGCUGACGAGGUACUGCAUGUGGGGAAGAAUCUGAUAUCACAACUUAUCCGAUUCAACCAGAUUCAAAUCGUCCACCAGGUCUAUUGGAGGGUCUUAGGCCAGCAGGCGCAUCCGGAAGAGUUUACGGCUUGGUUUCUGCAAAGCCUCUAUGAGUACAGCGAUUACAAGUCGGUCAUUAAAUAUUUCAGGGUGAAUUUCUCCAAGAUGUCACCUGAUAUCUCUUGCUUCGAUGCGACAGUGGAACUCGUCCUUGCCUCGGUCGAGGCCAUGCGAGGAGCGCACGCUGAACAGGUUGCGCGUGCUUUGUCCAAGCUAUGUAGCACUACUGGGUUACAACCACAAACGAGCUGGUUGAGCCAACUUUUGCAGAGUCAUUGGAGCCGCCACAAGGACCUUGAAAUGUCUCAGUGCUUCUUUGAUGAAUUCGUGUCGUCCGGCCUGAUGGACCAGAUCGACGAUCGAGAGGAGGUCUAUCAGAUCAUGGUGAAGCUCGCAGUUCUCGCCGAAGACAAGCAAGUCGCUCAGCGCUACUACCAAGAAACGAUAUCGCUCGCUCCGCGCAUGGUGAACAAUGUCUGGCUGAAUGGAUAUAUGACUCUUAUGAAAGCCAAGGACAACGCCUGGGAUGAUGUCUUCACAGACUUUUCGAAUAUGAAGAGGUACAGUAAGUCCCAAAUGGAAGCCUAUGACCAGACUUUUGUUGCUGUACUGAAGGUGUUUGCCGAUCGACACAUAAUCACACAAGUUGAAGAUUUUAUCAAGCUGUACAAAGCAGAGAUGGAUGUGCGGUUUCACCGCUACAUCGUCACGUUCGUGGCAAACAAGUACGGCCAGAUACACGAUCAUGAAGGAUUCAUUGGGUGGCUUGGAUAUUGCAGCUCCCAAGGAUUCGCGCCGGAUCCGGGCUUUACCAACGCCAUCCUGCACAACUUCAGAAAGCAAUGGAACUUCCCGUAUUGGAUCUUGAGAAAACUUUAUUGUGCUAUUCGGGACCUUGACCCCAAUUCAGUCGAUAAGGUUACCACAAGAAUUAUGCACAGCGCAGCGAUGGAAGAAGGAAACUACUCUGGUGCAAACAUGAAUCAAAGACUGGGCAUGCUGGGUGCUGCACCGAGCAAGCUUCCUUACUUCUUCAAGUCUGCAAAUGAGCGGGACGUGUUACAUGCCAUGUCCGAGGAGGUCGUCCGCAGAAGACCUGCCAAAGCUGUCACCAUUUACAAGCGGGCUGUUCGUUUCGGCAUGCCGUGGUGUCCGAAAUGUUUGCGCGUCGCGGUCGAGGCAGCACUGCAACAACAAGGCGACAAUAUUGGCACGGCUGUCGGGUUUAUCAGCGAGAUGCACGAAAAGGGCCACGAUGUUAGUUCGGCCGUUGGUACACUCAUCAAAGCUCAAAUCCAUCAAUUCCGGGGAUCGUUCGAAGAGGUCAUGGGAAACCUGCAGAUGCUGAUCACUCGGUUCGAGGCUUCCGGCGUGCUCAUAGACGCUUCAGUCCUGACCCAGGCAGCCGUUAUGUCUGCUCAAUUCAAACAAUUCGAUCGAGCUAUACACCUCUGCAAGCUUGCAAUGGAGAAGAGUGGUGCCACAAACCCUUGCUUCUCACGGCAAAGCCUUCGAGCUCUGCUCAUGGCCUAUUGGCAGACGCUCGAUACGGACGGUAUGCGUUGGCUUGUUGAGUCCUUGCUCUCAAGCCCUUUAGCAGCCGAUAAGAAAGCUCUCAAAUUGCUCAAGGACACGAGGAAGCACAUGGCGGAUUGGAAGCAAUCGACGCGGGUCCUCGAGAUCAUUGAGAUUCUGAAAAACGGUAUCGAUCACCUCAAACAACGACGCGAAAUAGAAAUCAAAGUUGGGUCCAUGAUGUACAAGGAGACCCUACGCAUAAUUAGUACCGCGGCUGGAGCUUCGGGAGACGGGCAACGAGAGCAACGUUAUCGAGACGGUAACGAUACCAGCAUCAAAGAAAUCCACAGAACGCUGACUUCUGAAACGCGAUCCCAAGCUCCCGUUGAGGCGUAUGGGUAGAUUUUGUAUAUCAUAAAUGUAGACUAUUGUUAACAGUGCAUAAAUAUGAACAUGCAACCAUUCCGCAGCAAAAAAAUCC